AUGAGCAUGACUUCCAUUCUUCCCCUCAGUACCGCGGAUAGUGCUGCCUCGUCUUCGACAGCAAAAUUUGAUGCCGAAUCCUCUGAGCUCGCCGAGGCUGUGGCAGCUUUGAAGGUAGGCCGAGCAACACCGCCACCUAAACGGCCUUUGAUAGAUGCCAUAAAAGUUGGGAACAAUGGCCAGGUUGACUCAGGAUAUGCGUCGCACAGCGGAUCAAAGACUUCUACCCCUGGUGAUUCCACGUUCGUCGAUGGUGGAGUGGUUGUGGUCAAGGCUCCCCGAUGGUCCAUUGCUGGGCGGAAGAAGACGAAGCUCCUACACUUCGAAAAAGACAUACCUAGGUUGACUCAAAAUCGGUUUGAAGAUCUGCGAGAGUUGCAUGCCGACAAUCUCAUCAAGUUGACGCGAGGGCUGUCUAGGUGCAGAGGCAUUUUGAUGAGCUUGAAGGUCUUGGGCGAGAAUGAGUCAACGGCAGCACCUUGGGUCUUUAUUCAAUGCGACAAGGCAAUCGCGGGCAAAGUUCGACGUUUCUUCAAGCAGCCUUUUGUUGAGUCAGACUUCAAACCUGCACAUCCAAAUGCGCACACACCUAACUUCGAGGUAUACGUUUACGAGAUGCCUCCUCUCGCGCUGGGUUCUAAUUCGCAAUGCCCUCCCAUUGCUCGACCCGACCCCUAUGAUACCCGCGAAACGCCAGAAUUAUACUUCAAGGAGAAGAUACCCGGGUCCUUAUGUGGGUCCAAAAUCAUCGUUUCAAGUAGUGGACAACGACGAUCGGCCACAAUUGGUGGCCUAGUCUCAAUUCAAUGGAAAAGUGGCGACUGCCAGCUACUAGGAUUAACCGCUUGCCACUUCCUUGCCCAGGAACAACAUUUGGAAGACUUGGAGGAGGAGGAACAUACAGACGAUGAUCCGGACGAAGGGCCUUUUGAAGAUGGCCAGGAGUUUGAACUUGAUCUGGGCUCAUUAAAGUAUGGGGCUCCAGCACUUCCAGCAGAAAAUGCUGCUCAGCAUGAGAUGUCAGAAAACCUUGGGGCUGUUUUUGGCCAUAUCUUUAAGACUUCACUGGAUAGUCUUCAGGAUGGACCGAAUCUCGAUUGGGCCUUAUUUACAGUCGAAAAUAAGUCGCUGCUUGCGCCAAAUUUUGUUGGACAAGAAAUCACUCGAGUCGCCCAUCCAGACCAAAAUGAAACCCAGCAAGCAGUGCUUCUAUCAACUGCCACGAGCGGACUGGUACUUGGAACGUUGUCAAGUUCAUGGUCAUACCUUAUGCUUGCACCUGGAAAGAGUUUGGUAAGAACCAACGCUCUCAAAAUUCGGGAUCAUCCAGCACUGAUGUCAGGCGACAGCGGUGCCUGGGUCGUCGACUACCUUACUGGCGAACUGUAUGGCCACUUGAUUGCUUCCGAUGUGUUUGGUGUAGCGUACGUUAUCCCAAUCAACGAUAUAUUCCAGGACAUCCAGCUUCGACUAUCGCUAGAGGGGGUCAAACUUCCUGCUAGCCACCAAAGCUUAGCAGGUAAAGCUGAAGACGUGAUCAAAGUUCCUGAUGUUGGGCUCCAAGGUAUCAUCAUGGAUACGCCGCCUCUGGCGUCGCCAUCCCUCGCCGGACGCUUCACGGUCUGA
Hyaloscypha bicolor E is the source of this 1626-nucleotide messenger RNA. RefSeq lists its product as uncharacterized. The record is from RefSeq and is a predicted model, not a curated record. Bases 1 to 1626 code for a protein of 541 amino acids. The transcript has 3 exons. Lineage: Eukaryota; Fungi; Ascomycota; Leotiomycetes; Helotiales; Hyaloscyphaceae.